GCCAGUGAUCACAGACUGUGUCAAUGAUAUAGGUAUAUGCUUUGAUUAAAGCCAUGUGAGGCGAAUGUGAAAACCAUGGUGGGAGAACCUACGUUCUUCUGUGUUGUCACGUGGUACCUGGAGUACAAACGAGUCGUGUAAUUGGUCAAAAUUCGUGGUAAAAAUCUUGAAUGCGGAUGCUUGCCGCUUGGCACAGAUUAUAGAACUUAUAGAAUGAAAGUUUGCUGUACCGUCAACACGUGAGGAGAGCCUGAGUUCGUUUUAAUGAAUGAUUUAUUUAAUAGCAACCAUUCUGAUUCGGAUUCGGAAUUGAAGAUAAAUUCGAGUUACGCGCAAAACUACAACAAUUGGAGACAGAAAGAGGAACUGAACAAAUUGAAAACAAAGUAUGGUGAACACAUCAAAGAUCUUCAUACCUCAGACGAGGAUUCCAGCACCUCGGAGGAGGAGGAUGAAGAUGGAAAAGAAUUGACUGAGGCAUUCGAGAAAAAUUUUUACAAAACCUUGGCAUGCUUAAAAAAUAAAGAUCCUCGAAUUUACGAUGAAAAAGUUACUUUCUUCGAUGACAUCGAACAGUUGGAGGACACCUCCAAAGCGACGAUUAAAGAGAAAGCUAAAAAUAAGCCAUUGUUCUUGAGAGACUAUGAACGGAAAGUUAUGCUCGAACGAGAUGGUAAAUUUAGCGACAGCGAAGAUGAAGAUACUCUCCAGCAAGAGAAUAAUCAACCUUUAGCUCCCACUUACGUGAAAGAGCAGCUCAAGCUGAAGGAAAGCUUUAAAAAGAUCUUGGAGGAGGAUGAAGAUGAUGAGACAGCUGAUCUUCUCAAGCCAAAAACAAAAUCUGCCGAAGAUGAAAAAAAGGAGGAAGAAGCUUACAAAGAAUGGCUGAAAGGUCAGCAUACAGAAAUCGAUGGGGUGGAUAAGAAAGAAUUAAAACCUCUACGAGAUUUUUGGACUGAUCCAAAACUAGAUCAGAAUGAGAAAUUUCUUAGAGAUUAUAUAUUGAAUAAGAAAUUUUUGGAUCAAGACUUUAAUGAUUUCAACCAGGAAUAUGAUUUGGUGGUUCAUGAUAGCGAUGAGAAUUUGAGUGAAGAUGAGAAGAAUAUUGAAAUACAGGAAGAAUUCGAGCACAAAUAUAAUUUUCGAUUCGAAGAGCCUGAUCAAGAAUUUAUAAAGAGAUAUCCUCGCACGCUUGAAAAUUCCAUGAGACGUAAAGACACACGGCGUGCUGAGAAGAGGGUCGAAUUAAAAAAGAGAAAAGAGGAAGAAGCUAUUCGAAAACGUGAAGAACUAAAACAAUUGAAAGCUCUCAAAAGAAAGGAGAUUGAAGAGAAGAUCGAGAAGUUGAAAGAAAUUACUGGUAACGACGAUAUACACUUUAAUGAAAUUGAUUUGGAUGGAGAUUUUGAUCCAGCCGAGCAUGAUCGUAAGAUGCAGGCUAUGUUCAGUGACGAAUUUUAUGCUGGGCCCGAAGGCGAUCUGAAACCGGAAUUUCCAGACAUUGAUGAAGAGCUAGAUAUUGAAACAACCUGGGAUAAGUAUGAUCCAAAACAAGAGGAAGUAAUACCGGAGACCAAGCGUAAUAAUGGACCACACUGCGAUGACCCAGAUUUCAAUAUGGAUGCAGAUUACGAUCCAACCAAGACACUGCAGGAAGAAUUGAUCGAUUCUUCUCGAAAAAAGAAGAGAAGAAGACGUAACAAAUUGGCUGUGGCAGUUGCUAAGGAGAAGCCCACUUUCGAUCCAACUGGAAAUCCGUCUUAUCAAGCUUAUUUAGAUCAAUAUUACGCUUUGGAUUAUGAAGACAUGAUCGGUGAUCAGCCUUGCAGAUUUAAAUACAGAAACGUUGUCGCGAAUGAUUAUGGGCUAACUAUAGACGAAAUCAUUAUGGCUGAUGAUAAAGAAUUGAACAAAUGGUGUUCGCUGAAAAAAGCGCUUCAAUACAGACCUGAAUAUCUCGAGUUGAAUGACGUUACAUCUUACCAACAAAAAGCUCGUAAUGAAGCGUUAAAAAAGAAGAUAUUCAAAAGCAUAUAUGGGCCCAAAGAAGCAGCUGAAGGUACAAAGCCAAAUCCUGGUACCAGUAAUCAACAAAAUCAAGAAGUACCUAAAAAGAAAAGAAAACGAAGUAAGCGCAAGAAUGUUGCAACCGCUGAAACUGAUCCUGCCAAUGAAAACAAUAUAUCCAUUGAAAGUUCUGAGCCUCAGUCUUCAAAUCAUGAUGUUGACGAACUCAAAGUUACAAGUAAAUUGAAGGAAAAUGUUACGAAGAAGAAGAAUAAAAAAAGAAAAAUCAGAGAAAACGGGCACAGUUUCAUAACCGAAAAUGCUGACCAAUCACAGACACAGGUAAAACACACGGAAAUCAAAUGCAAUGAAUCGGAAGAGAAGAAAGCUAAGAAAGGUAAGCUAGUUAAAGAUAAAAAAGAUGAAAUCAAUGUUCACAAAGAACCGAGUAGUCAGAUUUCGCGAAAGAUCAAUUCUGCUAAUGAUUCGGUAAAACAAAACGUAAACCCUAAGCGUAAACAGAAUCAAAAGGGUAAAACUUCGAAGGAUGAUAAAAAAGGUAAAAAUAAAAUGACACAUAACAAAGUAAUAAAAAAUAAGAAGGAUGUGGUAACAGAUUUGAGUGCAGAGAGAUUGAAGGCUUACGGAAUCAAUCCGAAGAAGUUUAAAAAUAAGUUAAAGUAUGGGAAUAAAAAUUAGUCGGAAUAGCGU
Molecule: messenger RNA, 2718 nt
Organism: Neodiprion fabricii
Lineage: Eukaryota; Metazoa; Arthropoda; Insecta; Hymenoptera; Diprionidae
Product: protein KRI1 homolog
Exons: 10
Coding region: 265-2706 (813 amino acids)
Biological process (GO): endonucleolytic cleavage in ITS1 to separate SSU-rRNA from 5.8S rRNA and LSU-rRNA from tricistronic rRNA transcript (SSU-rRNA, 5.8S rRNA, LSU-rRNA)
Cellular component (GO): 90S preribosome; nucleolus
Source: RefSeq, a predicted model, not a curated record